AUGCGCCACUACGGCCCGGGCACGAUCUUGGACUACCACGCGCGCUACGGGCGCGAGUGCCACCCGCGGUGCUGGUCCCUGAAGAUCCCGCUCGACCCGCGCAUCAUCGCGACGGUGAACGCGGACGUCGUGCGCCACGUGCUCGUCGACAAGUUCCCAAACUACGAGAAGGGGCCGCAGUGGCGCGCGGCGUUCGACGAUUUAUUGGGCACGGGCAUCUUCAACGCCGACGGCCACCUCUGGCGCAAGCAGCGCAAGGUGUCGAGCCACGAGUUUUCGGUCAAGUCGAUGCGCGACUUCAUGUUCGACAUCUUCGCGAAUCACGCGCGCGAGAUCGUGACGCUAGCCGGGGACUCGGCGGGCGCGGUGGACGCGCAGGAGCUCUUCGCGCAGUACACGCUCCAGAGCAUCGGGCAGAUCGGCUUCGGGGUGGACCUGGGCGCGCUGCGGGGGCCGGAGGGCGCGGCGGUCGCCGCGGACUUCGGCGACGCGUUCAACGCGGCGACGCAGCUGUCGGGCGACCGCUUCGUGGACCCGCUCUGGCGCCUGAAGCGCUUCCUCGGCGUCGGCUCGGAGCGGCGCCUCGCGGACGCCAUCGCGCGCGUGCGCGCGUUCUCGCUGGGCGUCGUCGCGGACCGGCGGUCGGAGAAGGACGCGGAUCUCAAGGCGAAGCGGGAUCUCCUGAGCCGCUUCAUGGCCCACCAGGACACGUCGAAGGAGUUCGCGUUCACGGACGAGGAGCUCCACUUCGCCGUCAUCAACUUCGUUCUGGCGGGGCGCGACACGACGGCGAACCAGUUGACGUGGCUCUUGUACGAGUGCUGCCGCCGCCCGGAGGUCGUCGCGGCCAUCCGCGCGGAGUCGGACGCGUUGGGCAACCGCGUCGACUACGAGGCGCGUGGAUGUGUUUUCCGGAACGCGCGCGCGCGGAACACUCACGUUGAAGCGACGUUGGAUCACUCUUGUGCUGCCCAGGCGCUGACGGAGACGCUCCGACUGUACCCGUCGGUGCCGACGGAUUUCAAGACGGCGCUGAAGGACGACGUCCUGCCCGACGGCACGGGCAUCCUGCGGGGCGAGCGCGUCAUGUUCGCGACCUGGGCCAUGGGGAGGAUGGAGGAGUACUGGGACGACCCCCUGGCCUUCGACCCGGGCCGCUUCCUCGAGGACGGGAAGUUCCUCUUCCCGGACGCGUGCAAGAUGCCCGCGUUCCUCGCGGGGCCGCGGACCUGCCUCGGCAAGGACGUCGCCUACCUCGGCACCGCGGUGCUGGUGGCGUCGCUGUUGGACACGUUCGACGUGGCCUACGCGGGCGACGCCGACCCCGUCUACGACACGGGCCUGACCAUGUGGGCCGCGGGGCCCGUGCCCAUCGCCUUCACGCCGCGGCGGUAA
Aureococcus anophagefferens is the source of this 1395-nucleotide messenger RNA. RefSeq lists its product as hypothetical. Lineage: Eukaryota; Pelagophyceae; Pelagomonadales; Pelagomonadaceae. The transcript has 2 exons. Bases 1 to 1395 code for a protein of 464 amino acids. Gene Ontology annotation, molecular function: oxidoreductase activity, acting on paired donors, with incorporation or reduction of molecular oxygen; monooxygenase activity; heme binding. The record is from RefSeq and is a predicted model, not a curated record.